Messenger RNA from Paramecium pentaurelia, 1270 nucleotides. Lineage: Eukaryota; Ciliophora; Oligohymenophorea; Peniculida; Parameciidae. The record is from the annotation of a GenBank genome assembly.
AAUGAAUACUUAUAAUGUAGUUAGUUUUGAUUUUACACGAAAUGAUGGAUUAGUAACAGUAAAAGUGAGACCCAAGAUAACAAAUUAAAUAAAUACAGUUAUAAUAUCAAAAAUAAAGAAUUAUUAAUUGUUAAAGGAAAAAUAUAGAUGUCUUAAAAGUGAUAUUUAAAAUCUCAAAGCUCUUUUAAAGAGAUCUUAUAAUGUGAGAGAAUUUAGAGAAUUUUAUAGAAUUUAUGGACCUAAAUUAAUAGAAAUAGAUUUUGGUUUUAUUGAAUUAUUUAAUCUGAAAGUAAAAAAUAUUAAAUCAAUAAUAGGGAGAAAACUAGUUUUCUAUUGAGGAAAUUUAUUAAUUUAAAAAAGAUGUAAAUUUUAUGAGAUGGGGAAAAUUGUUUACAAUAUCUCAACUUGAGAGAUUUAAGGAUGGUUCAUCAGUGUAAGAUUAAAUAGUUGGAUUGCAGUAAGAAUUUAUAUAAAAUAUUAGAUUUUAUAAUAUGCUUGUAAAAGAAAGAAUAUAUACUUUAAGAACAUUGCGUUAUUAUAAGAAUGAUGUUGAAAGAAAAAAAUUUCCUUAUUAAUUCUUAUAUAUUUAUGAUUUAGAAGAUAGCCUAUAAAUUAAUUUAUCAUCUUUUUAGGAGUAUUUAUCAUAAAUUUAAGAUGAAAUAUAUACAAAAACUAAAAUGUAAGAAUAACAAUUGCCAUCAUUGAAAAUUCAAUUCUUUAAAAAAUAAUUUCAAAAUUUUUAAUUUUAAAACAUAAUAGCUCCUUUUCUCUAAUUAAAGUUUGAUGAAUAAAAGUUGAUAUAAUUAUUUUUUAUUCAUUUCAAUUUGAGUGGUUAUCAAAUUAAAAAUUAUUAAAAUAGUAAUGAUGAUUAAUUAGAAAAAAAAGAAUUAUUAAAAUAUAAAUGUUAUAUAUUUGUAAAUCAUGAUACUACAUUUUAUUCUUAUGAAUAAUUAAGGAAUGGUGCUAUAGAAUUUGCAAAUAUUCAUGAUUUUACCAUAUCAAACAGCGAUAUCUUAUUUAUUAAUAUUAAAAAGUAAUUAAGAUCUUUUUAUUAAGUUAAGAAAAUAAUUUUUUAGAGGAAUAUGUAAAAUACAUUGAAUCUGAAUUUUUUUUACCAGAAAUAUCAAUUGAGAGAUAAAUGAAUUAUAUAUUUAACGAAUUACCCAAAGAGAUCUCUAAAAAGCCAUUUAAUAGUAUUUUAGAUGAAAAAUUCAUCAUUCCAUAAAAUAUUUAGAAUAUAAUGAAGUAGUUAUCAGGUGAAUUAAAAUGA